AAGUGCAGAGCAUCUUCUGCUGCACGGAAAUUCACAGGAAUUUCCAGCUUCUUUUCAAAAAAAUCGUUUCCAACAUCCCCGGAUUUUAUUGUGAUACUUAUACCUUGAUACACAAACUACCAACUGUGAUUAUCAUUUUCCGAAGAGCGUGAUCCGUGUUGCGGCCUCCGUGUGCGGACGCAUCACUCUCAAAAUGUACCAGCCUCAAUAUCAGCCACAACAACAACCUGGCCAGAAUCCGCAACCUGGCUACGAUCAGCAACAACAGCAAAUGUACGCCGCGCAGCAGCAACAACACCAAAUGCAGCAGCAACAACAGAUGCAGCAACAACAGAUGCAGCAGCAACAGGCGCAACAACCGCAGCAACAGCAACAAGCGCCGCAACAACCCGCGUUUGAUCUGAUGGCCACGGUGCGCGAGCAGGAGCGUCUGGAUGGCGCGCGCUUCACCUGGAACGCCUGGCCGUGUAGUCGGCUGGAAGCCACCCGUCUGAUUGUGCCGUUCGGGGUGUUCUUCACGCCGCUGAAGUCCCGGCCAGAUAUUCCGCCGUUGAUGUAUGAUCCGGUGGUGUGUAGCAAGUGCCGCGGCGUGCUGAAUCCCUACUGUCAGGUGGAUUAUCGGGCCAAAGCGUGGAUCUGCUGUCUAUGCGGCCAGCGAAAUGCGUUUCCUCCGCAAUACGCCGCCAUCAGCGAACAUCAACGACCAGCCGAAUUAAUGCCACAGUUCACGACGAUUGAAUACAUUUUACCACGAUCCAACCAAAUGGCUCCGAUUUUUCUUUUUGUCGUGGAUACGUGCAUGGAAGAAGAUGAUCUGCAGGCUUUGAAGGAAUCGCUGCAGAUGAGUCUGUCAGUACUGCCGAAAAAUGCCUUUGUCGGCCUUAUCACCUUCGGACGCAUGGUGCACGUUCACGAAUUGGGCGCUGAAUUUAUUCCGCGCAGUUUCGUUUUUCGUGGCAACAAGGAAAUGACAUCCAAGCAGCUUCAGGAUUCGCUAGGCUUGGGAAAAUUCGCUGGCAAUCCACAACUUCCUCCGCAGCAAAUGAAACCCGCCCCAAACCAACCUGGCAUCCCGCAACAACCACCAAACAGAUUUAUCCAGCCGGUGGAGAAAUGUGAGGAAUCCUUAUCGGAAGUGAUCAACGAGAUCCAGAAGGAUCCCUGGCCGGUAGCCACCGGGAAACGGGCUCUGCGCGCCACCGGCGCCGCCCUGGGCAUCGCCGUCAGUCUGCUGGAGUCGGCCUUUCCCAAUACCGGCGCCCGCGUUAUGCUGUUUGUCGGGGGACCCUGCACGCAGGGCCCGGGGAUGGUGGUUGGGGAGGAGCUGAAGAUUCCCAUCCGCUCCCAUCAUGAUAUCGCCAAGGAAAAUGCACCGUUCAUGAAGAAAGCUACGCGGUAUUACAACGAUCUGGCUGAACGAGCAGCUACAAAUUGCCACUGCAUCGAUAUUUAUUCGUGCGCCUUGGAUCAGACUGGUCUUUUGGAAAUGAAACAGUGCACGAACCUGACCGGGGGUCAUAUGUUGUUGGGUGAUAAUUUCAAAUCGGCCUUAUUCAGUCAAAGUAUCCAGGUGUUGUUCAAUCGCGAUCAUAGCGGGCAUUUCUUUAUGGCAUUCAACGCCAACGUGGAAGUGAAGGCUUCCAAAGAGGUGAAAGUAUCCGGUUGUAUUGGACCAUCGAAAUCGUUGAAAGUGAAGAGUAGUGUCGUAUCGGAUAACGACAUGCUGGGUACAGGCGGUACAUCCGAAUGGAAAUGCUGCAGUAUCACGCCGAAUACUACUUUGUGUUUUUUCUUCGACAUCACAACCGCGCACAAUGCGGCGACACCACAGGGCGGUCAGUUCUAUAUCCAGUUUUCGACAGCGUAUCAGCAUUCAUCCGGUCAGAAGCGUUUGCGUGUGACCACAUUAAGUCGAAGUUGGGUAGAUCCUAGUGGAUAUCAGAUUGCCGCUGGAUUCGACCAGGAAGCCGCGUCUGUUCUCAUGGCUCGUGUGGCGGUUCUGCGUGCGGAAUCAGACGAAAGUCCCGAUGUGCAGCGAUGGCUGGAUCGCGCUUUGAUCAGAAUUUGCAAUAAAUUUGGCCAGUACAACAAGGACGAUCCGAAUUCCUUCCAGCUGCCGGAUAUUUUUGCCAUGUACCCGACGUUUAUGUUCCAUCUGCGGCGCUCACAAUUUUUGCAGACGUUCAAUAACAGUCCCGACGAAACCGCCUUCUAUCGUCACUGUCUGAUGUCGGAGAAUGUGACGAACAGUUUAAUUAUGAUCCAGCCGGUUCUGUAUGCGUAUUCCUUCCACGGCGCACCGGCUCCCGUGGGACUGGACUCCAGCAGUCUGCAGCCGGAUCGUAUACUGCUGUUAGAUUCAUUCUUCCAUAUCGUAAUUUAUCAUGGCGAGAACAUUGAUCAGUGGAAGAAAGCCGGGUACGAUAAACAGCCGGAAUACGCCAGUUUUGCCUCACUACUGCAGGCGCCCAUUGAUGAUGCUCAAAUGAUUCUCUCCACGCGCUUCCCCAUGCCGCGCUACGUGGUAACAGAGCAGGGCGGUUCCCAGGCGCGUUUCCUCCUCUCCAAAGUCAAUCCCUCACAGAGCCACUCCAACCAGGUGUACGGCUAUGGACAGCAGGAAACGGCACCGCCCAUUCUGACGGACGAUGUGAAUUUGCAAAUCUUUAUGGAUCACCUGAAGAAGCUUGCCGUGUCCAAUCCAGCAUAACAUUGAUUUUUUGAAAGGGAUAAAUUAUUUCUGCCUGUGUCGUUAACGUUGAAUGUGUUGGGUAAUUCUUUGUCGGUUUGUGUUUUCUGCUUUUCAUAACGGUGCGGUUUUACUGUAUAGCUGGAAGCUCGUGGCAUUUUUUCGUUGACGGUUUUGAAGGUGCGAGCGCUGAUCACGGGAUGUUAGAAAAUGGUUUAUUUUGAUGGAUUUUAGCCUUCGUUAAUCUUAAUACGAUGAAAAACGGUGUUAAUUAAAAUAUUUAUUCUCCUGGACGAAAAA
Messenger RNA from Paramacrobiotus metropolitanus, 2989 nucleotides. Its product is annotated as protein transport protein Sec23A-like. Lineage: Eukaryota; Metazoa; Tardigrada; Eutardigrada; Parachela; Macrobiotidae. The record is from RefSeq and is a predicted model, not a curated record. Gene Ontology annotation, biological process: endoplasmic reticulum to Golgi vesicle-mediated transport; intracellular protein transport; COPII-coated vesicle budding. Gene Ontology annotation, cellular component: COPII vesicle coat; endoplasmic reticulum exit site. Gene Ontology annotation, molecular function: zinc ion binding; GTPase activator activity.